CCAACAAAGAAUGCGAAUAGCUCAUUCUCGGUUACAUCCUUGCUGUUCUCUGACAAACCAAAGUUGGGUCCGUCCCUACUUCUUUAUAUUCUCCUGUCCUGAAGCUACAACUUUUCAGGAACGAAAGGGUCAGAGAGAGAGAGAGAGAGAGAGAGAGAGAGAGAUGGCAGGAAUUGCAGGGACUUGCUCUGCUGGUCUGCUGUUUAAGGGCAGGGAGUCAGGGGCCAAUGGGGCUGCUUCUUUGGUGCAGUACAAUGGGCUUAGGCGAGUGGAGAAUGUGCUUGUGGCUCCUCCUAGGAAAAAGCUUGCUGGGGUUAUUUCUGCUUCAGCUCACAAGUGUGGAAAAAUCAAGGCCAUGGCCUCUCCGGCUGGAUCAGCUCCCAAGCGAGAAAAGGAUCCCAAGAAGCGCAUCGUCAUAACAGGAAUGGGUCUCGUCUCGGUUUUUGGCAAUGACAUCGAUACCUUCUACAACAAGCUCCUCGAAGGAGAGAGCGGGAUCAGCUUGAUUGACAGGUUCGAUGCCUCGAGCUUCUCUGUGAGGUUCGCGGGCCAAAUACGCGAUUUCUCCUCCAAGGGCUACAUUGAUGGUAAGAACGACCGCCGCCUCGACGACUGCUGGAGGUACUGCAUAGUUGCUGGAAAACGAGCCCUUGAAGAUGCCAACCUCGGAUCCGAGGUCCUUGACACUAUGGACAAGACAAGAAUCGGGGUUCUGGUGGGUACAGGAAUGGGAGGGAUAAGCGUGUUCAGCAAUGGAGUGGAAGCGCUUGUCCAGAAGGGAUACAAGAAAAUCACCCCGUUUUUCAUCCCUUAUUCCAUCACCAACAUGGGCUCGGCCCUUUUGGCUAUUGAUACCGGACUCAUGGGGCCGAACUACUCCAUCUCGACCGCCUGCGCGACCGCAAACUACUGCUUUUGUGCAGCGGCAAACCACAUCAGAAGAGGCGAAGCAGACAUCAUGGUGGUCGGAGGGACAGAAGCUGCGGUCAUGCCCACCGGUGUUGGAGGAUUCAUAGCCUGCAGGGCUCUAUCUCAAAGAAAUGAGGACCCCAAGAGAGCUUCAAGGCCUUGGGACACAGGUCGUGAUGGUUUUGUUAUGGGGGAAGGUUCUGGUGUGCUGAUUAUGGAGAGCUUGGAGCACGCGUUGAAACGGGGAGCCAAUAUUAUCGCAGAGUAUUUGGGCGGUGCUGUAACUUGUGAUGCUCAUCACAUGACUGACCCCCGUUCAGAUGGACUUGGAGUUUCGUCGUGCAUCAGCAAGAGUUUAGAAGAUGCCGGUGUCUUCCCUGAGGAGGUGAAUUAUGUGAAUGCUCACGCUACGUCAACCUUAGCUGGGGAUUUGGCCGAGGUUAAUGCCAUUAAGAAGGUCUUUAAGAACACAUCUGAGAUCAAGAUGAAUGGAACUAAGUCGAUGAUCGGACAUGGUCUUGGAGCAUCUGGUGGACUAGAGGCCAUAGCAACCAUAAAAGCAAUCACCACUGGUUGGGUGCAUCCGACAAUCAACCAAGAUAACAUCGAACCUGAUGUAACCAUCGACACUGUCCCGAAUGUGAAGAAACAGCAUGAAGUCAAUGUCGCUAUAUCAAACUCAUUCGGCUUUGGCGGGCACAACUCUGUGGUGGUUUUCGCUCCAUACACACCCUAAACAAAGCACCGGCUGAUCAAUCGGUCAUCCACCAUUCGCUCUCAUCGACGUUCAUGGGAACAUAUUCAUUACCGCAAUAGAGUUGAAAUCAGCAGCUGAAUCAUAUGCAAGCUGCAAGGAGGAAUUAUCGGCAUCAUCUCUUUUAGUACUCCUUUCAAUCCUUCUCCCUUUACCGAGACCAGCUACGAAUUCAAACAUUUUUCAGAGAAUAAGAUACCUCAGUUCAUUUU
Messenger RNA from Syzygium oleosum, 1875 nucleotides. RefSeq names its product 3-oxoacyl-[acyl-carrier-protein] synthase I, chloroplastic-like. Gene Ontology annotation, biological process: fatty acid biosynthetic process. The record is from RefSeq and is a predicted model, not a curated record. The transcript has 8 exons. The coding region runs from base 11 to 1645 and encodes 544 amino acids. Lineage: Eukaryota; Viridiplantae; Streptophyta; Magnoliopsida; Myrtales; Myrtaceae. Gene Ontology annotation, molecular function: 3-oxoacyl-[acyl-carrier-protein] synthase activity.